AUGUUCCUGACGCUGAGGACAAGGUUCCUGACGGUGAGCACAAGGUUCCUGACAUGCAUUGAGGAGAAGGUUCCUGACGCUGAGGACAAGGUUCUUGACAGUGAGGACAAGGUUCCUGACGCUGAGGAGAAGGUCCCUGACGGUGAGGUCAAGGUUCCUGACGGUGAGGACAAGGUUCCUGACGCGGAGGACAAGGUUCCUGACAGUGAGGACAAGGUUCUUCACGGUGACGACAAGAUUCCUGACGGUGAGGACAAGGUUCCUGACAUUAACGACAACGUUCCUGACAGUGAGGACAGGGUUCCUGACGCUGAGGACAAAGUUCCUGACAUUGAUGACAAGGUUCCUGACGGUGAGGACAAGGUUCCUGACGGCGAGGACAAGGUUCCUGACGCUGAGUACAAGGUCUCUGACGCUGAGGAGAAGGUUCCUGACGGUGAGGACAAGGUUCUUGACGGUGAGGACAAGGUUCCUGACGGCGAGGACAAGGUUCCUGACAUUGAGGACAAGGUUGCUGACGCUGAAGACAAGGUUACUGACGGUGAGGACAAGGUUCCUGACGGUGAGGACAAGGUUCUUGACGGUGAGGACAAAGUUCCUGACGGUGAGGACAAGGUUCCUGACAUUGAGGACAAGGUUCCUGACGCUGAGGACAAGGUUCCUGACUGUGAGGACAAGGUUCCUGACGGUGAGGACAAGGUUCCUGACGGCGAGGACAAGGUUCCUGACAUUGAGGACAAGGUUCCUGACGGUGAGAACAAGGUUCCUGACGCUGAGGAGAAGGUUCCUGAAGGUGAGGACAAGGUUCCUGACGGUGAGGACAAGGUUCCUGACAUGCAUUGAGGAGAAGGUUUCUGACGGUGAGGACAAGGUUCUUGACAGUGAGGACAAGGUUUCUGACGCUGAGGAGAAGGUUCCCGACGGUGAGGACAUGGUUCCUGACGGUGAGGACAAGGUUCCUGACAUUAACGACAAGGUUCCUGACAGUGAGGACAGGGUUCCUGACGCUGAGGACAAAGUUCCUGACGCUGAGUACAAGGUUUCUGACGGUGAGCACAAGGUUCCUGACAUUGAGGACAAGGUUCCUGACGCUGAGGACAAGGUUCCUGACGCUGAGGACAAGGUUAAUGACGGUGAGGACAAGGUUCCUGACGGUGAGGACAAGGUUCCUGAUGGUGAGGACAAGGUUCCUGACGGUGAGGACAAGGUUUCUGACGCUGAGGAGAAGGUUCCUGACAGUGAGGACAGGGUUCUUGACGGAGAGGACAAGGUUCCUGACGGUGAGGACAAGGUUCCUACAUUAACGACAAGGUUCCUGACAGUGAGGACAGGGUUCCUGACGCUGAGGACAAAGUUCCUGACAUUGAUAAGAAGGUUCCUGACGGUGAGGACCAGGUUCCCGACGGUGAGGAGAAGGUUCCUGACGCUGAGUACAAGGUUUCUGACAGUGAGGAGAAGGUCCCUGACGGUGAGGAAUAGGUUCCUAACGCUGAGGACAAGGUUCCUGACGCCGAGGACAAUGUUCUUGACGCUGAGGACAAGGUUCCUGACGGUGAGGAAAAGGUUCCUGACAUGCAUUGAGGAGAAGGUUCCUGACCCUGAGGACAAGGUUCCUGACGCGGAGGACAAGGUUCCUGACAGUGAGGAAAAGGUUGUUCACGGAGACGACAAGAUUCCUGACGGUGAGGACAAGGUUCCUGACAUUAACGACAAGGUUCCUGACAGUGAGGACAGGGUUCCUGACGAUGAGGAAAAAGUUCCUGACAUUGAUGACAAGUUUCCUGACGGUGAGGACAAGAUUCCUGACGUUGAGGACAAGGUUCCUGACGCUGAGGACAAGGUUCCUGGCGGUGAGCACAAGGUUCUUCACGGUGACGACAAGAUUCCUGACGGUGAGGACAGGCUUCCUGACGCUGAGGACAAAGUUCCUGACAUUGAUGACAAGGUUCCUGACGGUGAGGACCAGGUUCCUGACGGUGAGGAGAAGGUUCAUGACGCUGAGUACAAGCUUUCUGACAGUGAGGAGAAGGUCCCUGACGGUGAGGACUAG
Molecule: messenger RNA, 2050 nt
Organism: Paramuricea clavata
Lineage: Eukaryota; Metazoa; Cnidaria; Anthozoa; Malacalcyonacea; Plexauridae
Source: the annotation of a GenBank genome assembly